Messenger RNA from Sipha flava (yellow sugarcane aphid), 688 nucleotides. RefSeq names its product protein KRTCAP2 homolog. The coding region runs from base 206 to 610 and encodes 134 amino acids. The transcript has 5 exons. NCBI's taxonomy places the organism in Eukaryota, Metazoa, Arthropoda, Insecta, Hemiptera, Aphididae. The record is from RefSeq and is a predicted model, not a curated record.
UUGUUUGUAUAAUAAGAAUACUCUGGACAUGUGUUGCAACGACACAAGUACGACUGAUUCACUACCGGCAAAUUAAAACAGUACACUUCAUCAUUAGAGUGAUAAGAUUUUAAUACUAAAUUUUAACUUAAAAUUUGUAAUCAAUUUUAAAUAUUUGUGUUUAAACUCCAGACUUACCAUAUAGCCUGAAAUACAUACAUGAAACAUGGCCGUUUCCACGGGCAUGUCGUUCCUUAUAUCUACGUUGUUGGCAUUGUCAUUAUUUUCAGUCAUGCAGCUUAACAGCAAAUGGUUGACAUCCAAUUCUGCCUUAGUUAUCGGAACUGGUUUUCUUGGUUCAGUAUUGUUUACGUUAUGCUUAACUGCUGUAAGUAAUUUAAUGACCCUACUUUUAGGAGAAGGAUAUCAAGCUAGUUUAUUUCCAGAAAUUCUUUUAUCAUUAUUGUUCACUUUCUUCACAUGUGUUUCAAUCCAUAGAGUAUGCGCUACAACUGGAUUGAUUUUCUCUAUAUUUGCUCUUUACAAUAUUUAUAAUAUUUCUCAAAAAACAUACAAUUCCAGUUCAUUACUGAAACAACCAAUUGUACAGAAUAAAAAGAAGAAACAUUAAAUAAGUAUUGGGUUUUAUUUUGUUAAUAAUUUACUAAAUAUUAUGUUUAUAUUUAUAUAAUUUAUCUAUUCUAGAAUA